Fundulus heteroclitus (mummichog) is the source of this 1826-nucleotide messenger RNA. Its product is annotated as haloacid dehalogenase-like hydrolase domain-containing 5. Gene Ontology annotation, cellular component: mitochondrion. Gene Ontology annotation, biological process: glycerophospholipid biosynthetic process. The transcript is spliced from 8 exons. Bases 387 to 1715 code for a protein of 442 amino acids. Lineage: Eukaryota; Metazoa; Chordata; Actinopteri; Cyprinodontiformes; Fundulidae. The record is from RefSeq and is a predicted model, not a curated record.
GCGCGCCCCCGCGGAGCAGAUACACCACCCACCUUUUUAAUUAUCCCCGGAAACAAGGGGACGAUGUCAAAUAGUUGCGAUGAAUGAGAUCCGCUGUUUGUCCGAUUUUUGUUAGAGCUGCUAAGCUCCACCUCGGGUGUCUAAAAUGGCAGCGGGGGUUGCGGUGCAGAUGCAGCGCACAGAGACCCUCCUCCUCCCCAUUCUGCGUCACCGGCUCUGCUCCAGUCACAUUUUACAGCAAAAAAACAAGCCGAGCAGCCAGCCCGGCCGGUGUGAGCCGGCUCCAGCUCCAUUUGGGGGGUGUUUUUUCAUUUAGAUAUACCUUAAAAACACGCAUUUUUUCCCCCCCCUGCUUUUGAAGCACCCCCGGGGGGAAAGCAGAGAAAAUGAGGGGACUCCUGCCGUUUUUCCGGGGCCUGCACACCGUGACUAACCGUCAAGCCAAGCGCAGGGCUGGGAUUGUCGGGUCUCGGUGCGGGCUUUGCGGAACUCAGUCCGUGAACAAGCCGCAGCCCAGAUUUGGGCUGCUCUUCGACAUCGAUGGCGUGCUCGUCCGGGGAAGGAUGCUGAUCCCCGCGGCCAAAGUGGCUUUCGAGAAGUUGGUCGACUCUCAGGGACGGUUCGUGGUGCCAGUAGUUUUUGUCACCAAUGCCGGGAACUGCCUCCGGCAAACAAAAGCAGACCAGCUCUCUCACAUCCUGGGGGUGCCAAUCACGCAUGACCAAGUCAUCAUGUCCCACAGUCCCUUGAGGAUGUUCAAGAAGUUCCACGACAAAUGCGUCCUGGUGUCGGGACAGGGGCCGGUCCUGGAAAUUGCUGACAACGUGGGUUUCAAGAAUGUGAUCAGCAUUGACAUGGUGAGGGAGUCGUACCCGUUGCUGGACAUGGUGGAUCACAACAGACGACCCAAACUGCCGUCUAGUCCUUUGGUCAACCUUCCUAAAAUUGAAGCUGUGGUUUUGUUCGGGGAGCCCGUCCGAUGGGAGACUAACCUGCAGCUGAUAAUCGACGUUUUAUUGACCCACGGUAACCUCAACACUCCGCACCAAACCCACGCCGUACCUCACCUCCCCCUGUUGGCCUGCAACAUGGACCUGAUGUGGAUGGCCGAGGCGAACUCCCCAAGGUUUGGCCACGGGACGUUUCUUGUGUGCCUGGAGAACAUCUACAAAAAGAUAACGGGCGUAGACCUGAAGUACGAGGCGCUCAUGGGAAAACCCAGCGAGCUGACCUACCAUUUUGCAGAGUCCCUUAUCAGAAGCCAGGCCAUGCAGAGGCAAUGGGAACUUCCCAUCACUUCCCUUUACGCUAUAGGCGAUAACCUCAUGACUGAUAUAUAUGGGGCCAAUAUGUACAACCGCUUCCUGGAGGAGAGGGCCGCCAGGAAGAACCCCAAAGCUGUCGCGAAGGUGGCGGCCGCCACCGGGUCCAGCGCCGCCAUGCCCGGCGGGGAGGAGGAGAUCGACAGCAUGUGGGAGAGUGAGCUGGCGCUGCCGUCCGCCACCUCCUGUAAGUCCAUCCUGGUUUGCACGGGGGUCUACAACCCCAACGCAGAGGUGCCGUCCGACGCCAGCCGCUGCAUCAAAGAGACGGUGUUCCACGGUCACCGGGACUUCAGGUUCGACCCCGCGCUGGUGGAGCCGGGCCACAUCGUGAAGGACGUGGCGGAGGCCGUGGACCUCAUCUUCCAGCAGGAGAAGUUUGUGCCUCAGUAGAGACGGCUAGAGGCGUUAAAGCGGGAACGCACCACCUAAUGCAGGAAAGCGUUGGGAGAGAGCAUCACUGUGGACUUUGAGACAGGGCAUUAACAUAGUUUAGGUCAUCUU